Messenger RNA from Sycon ciliatum, 2518 nucleotides. RefSeq names its product peroxisomal targeting signal 1 receptor-like. Lineage: Eukaryota; Metazoa; Porifera; Calcarea; Leucosolenida; Sycettidae. Gene Ontology annotation, molecular function: protein binding. The transcript is spliced from 25 exons. Gene Ontology annotation, biological process: protein import into peroxisome matrix, docking. The record is from RefSeq and is a predicted model, not a curated record. Gene Ontology annotation, cellular component: peroxisomal membrane; cytosol. The coding region runs from base 258 to 2117 and encodes 619 amino acids.
CGUCGCGUACCUCUUCAUUUGAACGAAUCGAAAAUGCCAAAUCCUGAGAAGUCUAUCUUUCACGUUGUUGUGAAUUGAAGUCAGUUUGAGCUAGCAGAGUUUGUUUGGAGUAGGGAUCAGUGGAGUGCCAUAAUCAUAAACCCCUGGACCUAGAAUUGAGCUAGCUUUCUAUGAAAGCCAAGUGCAGGCUGCUUUUUUUUUUUUCGAACAGCACCCACUGAAAAGGCAGUCGACGAGAAGUAACCAAUUAAAUAGCCAUGGCCUUCAAUGACUUAGUUGGAGGUGAAUGUGGUGGUGCAAACCCACUGAUGAAACUUACCUCCCACUUCACUCAUGAUAAGUCCCUGCGACAGGAGGGCCUUGCACCUGCCAUUGAGCUUCAUCAGCAGGAGCCGGCAGCCAUGGUAGCAGCAAACACAUUUCACAUGCAACAUUUGCUCAACAGCAUACAGUCAUCUAACCCAGCGGCGGCGGCGGUGGCAUCGGCAGCACUGACCGGUGACAUGCAACGCUCCCAUGGUGCUGCACCCAUUGACAUGGCAGCACGCUGGCAUGAAGCACACAUGCACGGUGCUGCUGGUGGUGGUGGUGCUGGUGCUGUGGUGUCCACUGCCCCUCUCCACGCAGCCAUACACAGCGCGAAGCCUCAACUCUCAACACAACGGGGAAAUGUCGCGGCAGGCUGGGCUCCCCCGCCGUAUCUAGCGCAUCCGGGUCUGAGACAGUCGCUGGCCAGUAUGCCAAUGCUACAGCAACAACCACAGCAAACCUGGAGUAAAGAAGCAGCCGCCCAAUGGGAAGCUGACUUCAAGGCGAAAGAAGCAGCAGAAACGGAGAUAACAGAGGAUGGUGAAACGGAAUUGCAACGUACAGCAAAGAACCUGCUGUCUGAGAUGGAGGAGACGCCUGCUGCCGACACAGGUUUUGCUGAUUUUGUUCGAUCAGUUGGUAAUGGAGAGUUAAGCUUUGAUGAGAACGGGGCAGCGGCCGCUACUGCCAGUCGUUGGACAGAAGAAUUCCUCAGGACUCGAAAUGAGGAGGCUGAAGAAACUGACACCCGGGCAAACCCUGCAUACUGGGAAAACCUGCAGAAGGAGUGGGAGAAACUUGCUCAAGAACAGUCUAAUGAUUUCCCUUGGUUAGAAGAGCACGAGCAGGACUUUGCGCAGAAGGAGUAUGAGUUUCACAAGGACAAUGAGUUUCUCGAUCACACCAACCCACUAGAGGAGGGUCUCAAGAAACUGCAGGAAGGCGAUCUUGCCAGUGCUAUCCUGUACUUUGAAGCUGAGGUCAAAGCACGGCCGGACAGCAUACAGGGCUGGCAGUAUCUUGGGACAACUCUAGCAAACAAUGAACAGGAACCUGAGGCCAUCAUUGCCCUCAAGAAGUGUUUAUCUUUGGAGAGUGGCAAUUUGACUGCACUUAUGACAUUGGCAGUUGGUCUCACCAAUGAGAACUACCCUUUGCAAGCAUGUGAUACUCUAUGUGAAUGGGUAAAAGCUAAUCCUGCAUAUUCCCACCUUGCUGCAACGAGCGCCGACAUUCCGGAAUCGGCUGAUGCUCGGGCAAGUAGCUUAAUGUCACAAUCUAAAUUCCAGCAUGCCCAGCAGCUAUUUCUGGAUGCAGCGCGCAUUUCACCAGAUAAACUGGAUGCAGAUGUCCAGGUCGGUCUGGGUGUGCUGUUUCAUCUGGCUCUGGAGUAUGAUAAGGCUAUCGACUGUUUUACGGCUGCAGUACAUGCUCAACCUGAUAAUGCACACCUUUGGAACAAGCUCGGUGCCACGUUAGCAAACUCAAAUCGCAGUGCUGAGGCUGUAGAUGCGUAUCGACAAGCAUUGGCUCUGUCACCAGGCUUCAUUCGCUGUCGCUACAACCUCGGUAUCAGCUGCAUGAACCUCGGUGCACAUAAGGAAGCAUCGGAGCAUUUUGUCAGCUCCCUCGACCAGCAGCGACAGGGACGUGCACUUGAUGGGCAACGCUCGACAAUGUCAGACAGUAUAUGGAGAACACUUCGCACGUGCUUGGUGCUUCUAGGCGGCGACCGUAAUCUCCUGCGUCUGGCUGACGAUUUCGACCUGGAUGGUCUGAUCAAGGAGAUGGGUAUUCAGCGCAUCUAACUUAUUACUAUGAUUUUGACCUGGAUGGUCUGAUCAAUUAGAUGGGUAUUCAGCGCAUCUAACUUCUCACUAUAGAGCCAUAACGAUGACCGACAUGUGCUGGUCGUCUACUUCUUCUCUGGCUCUUCGCAUAGUUCCACUGCUGGGUACAGUGGAACACCUGACCACCUUCAUGUGUGGGUAGCACUGUAGAUUGAUGCUUAAUUUUAAAACACUCUAUUUCGAAGAUUACCCCUCUAUAGUGGUAGACUAGUGCUGGCUCACUUAAUUCUGGCUGUCUUGCUUGCAUACAGCCUGUUAUAAUGACUUAUAGAAUGUGUUGUAAACUUGUAAUUUACCAAUUUCAUUGCAAAAAUGUCCCGAAUGGUGUGCACACAAGCGCGAAGGAGGCGCAUGUAGAG